ACCCUUACAGCCCCGCCCACUCGACAUACCAGGAAGAUAAAGGUCGCCUUUUUCGCUGUAUGACAACACUUAGUGUGAGUCUUCUGGGUGUUUAACCUAAACUAACGACUAAGUAAUUAAGUACAAUAAUCGCUAAAGUCUGCGUUAGUUGUCUUCAACUCUCUCGGCGCGUGUAGCUUGUUGCUACAGCUAGCCACUUCGCUACUUUUGUCAUAUUGGAGAGUGAGAUCAGCCCAAACUGCUGUUUGCUCCAACAUGGGCUCCAGGGCGUCCACCUUACUCAGGGAGGAGGAGAUUGAAGAAAUCAAGAAGGAGACCGGCUUCUCCCACAGUCAGAUCACACGUCUGUACAGCCGCUUCACCAGCCUGGAUAAAGGAGAGAAUGGAACUUUGAGUCGAGAGGACUUCCAGAGGAUUCCAGAGUUGGCCAUCAAUCCUCUGGGUGAUCGAAUCAUCAACGCUUUCUUCCCUGAAGGCGAGGACCAGGUGAACUUUCGAGGCUUCAUGCGGACUCUGGCCCACUUCCGGCCCAUCGAGGACAGCGAGAAGAACAAGAACCAAGCCACCAGCGAGUCACUCAACAGCCGGAACAACAAGCUGCUGUUUGCUUUCCGUCUUUACGACCUGGACAGAGAUGACAAGAUCUCACGGGACGAGCUGCUGCAGGUGUUGAGGAUGAUGGUGGGAGUGAACAUCUCAGACGAGCAGCUGGGCAGCAUCGCUGACAGAACCAUCCAGGAGGCCGACACCAACGGCGACAAUUCCAUUUCCUUUAACGAGUUCAUCAAGGUGUUGGAGAAAGUGGACGUUGAGCAGAAAAUGAGCAUCCGCUUCCUUCACUGAGUCAAUGACUCAUUUAAAAAAAGAAGUUUGUUGAAGUACAUGGUCAGCGGGCGACGUGGUCCUCUGUGCUGGUAGAAAGAAAGGACACAUCUCCCGGCUCCGCUAACCAGAAGGUGAAAUGAUGUGCCUUUUAUUUAUUAGCAACACUGCAAGAAAAGCAGGAAGUACAUUUACUUCAUUCUGCUUGAUGGAUCCUCUGCUGUGUGACAGUCAACAAUAACACUUUGUGCUGCUCCAUUUGUUGUUUGGUUUUUAGACCAGUGUUAGUACUGCUAUAUGUUGUCAUCAUUUCUUGCAGCACAUUCUCCUUCCUCGUGCUAAAGUCAAUCAAAGGCCGUCUUUUCUCUCGUACAAGCUAAUAUAAUAACAAAGAAAUAGUGUAGCUGUGUGAUGACUAAGAAGGAAACUUGUCAAGGAUUCAUAUUGUUGCUUCUAAUAAUCAUGGGUCAGAUUUAUUUAGACUGAAUAAAAAUGAUGUGCCAUA
Molecule: messenger RNA, 1327 nt
Organism: Nerophis ophidion (straightnose pipefish)
Lineage: Eukaryota; Metazoa; Chordata; Actinopteri; Syngnathiformes; Syngnathidae
Gene: chp1
Product: calcineurin-like EF-hand protein 1
Exons: 7
Coding region: 256-843 (195 amino acids)
Molecular function (GO): calcium ion binding
Source: RefSeq, a predicted model, not a curated record